AUGAUUUUCCCGCUUUACGAUACCCUCUGGAUAUUUACGAUACCCUCUGUUAUUACUGCCCCACCAUCAUCUCCAGUAUUAGAUACAAGUGACAUUCGCAAAGGGCCAAUGAAUAUCUACAACCUUAAUGCCAUAAUCCGGGCCCAAAUCAAACAUCUGCGGAAAGCCGUGGACCGGUCCUUGCAACUGUCUCGUCAAAGAGCUGCAGCACGGAAGCUGGCCCCCGUGAUCGAUAAAGACAAGGAAGACCUGAUGGAAGAGAUCCUCGAACUCAGGUCCCUACUGAGCACCAAACGGGAGCAGAUCGCCACACUGAGGGCGGUGCUGAAAGCCAGCCAACAGAAGAAAAACAAUCCUGAUACUUUCAGUCUGAGCUGGUUCCUUGA
This is a messenger RNA of Rangifer tarandus platyrhynchus (Svalbard reindeer), 386 nucleotides long. The record is from the annotation of a GenBank genome assembly. NCBI's taxonomy places the organism in Eukaryota, Metazoa, Chordata, Mammalia, Artiodactyla, Cervidae.